This is a messenger RNA of Aspergillus mulundensis, 879 nucleotides long. RefSeq names its product DUF1774 domain-containing protein. The transcript has 4 exons. Lineage: Eukaryota; Fungi; Ascomycota; Eurotiomycetes; Eurotiales; Aspergillaceae. Bases 1 to 879 code for a protein of 292 amino acids. The record is from RefSeq and is a predicted model, not a curated record.
AUGCCUUUCUAUAACCCCUUCGCUAGGCGUGACUCGCAUGGUCAGUAUCCGCUUACAGCAUACCGGAUCCUGGUGCCUCUCUCCUGGGCUCUGGUGGUUGUCAUCGGUAUCUACUAUUCUGUCCACAAGCCGCACGAUGUCUCUCACGGUCAUAAUAUCUGGUCGCAGCUGGAGCGACGUUUCACUGCAUUCAGUGUGAAUGCAACUGUCGUCGAGAUUUACUGGAUCAUCCUUCUCCUUUCUCAAAUAUUCUACGUGUUCCAGCUCUUCAACCAGGACGAUGCGGUUGUGGCUUUGGCAGCAAACGCAGCAUCACACUUUAUCCUCAACAAUCUCUUCAUUGUCGCCUGGCUUCUCCUCUGGACCAGAAGCCACUUCUGGCCGGCAGAGAUCUUUGUGGUCGCCUCAUUCAUCAACCAGCAUCUCCUGUUUUGGCGCGUCCGUUCUCUGCCUCCGGUCUCGCAUGUGGCUGUUGUCGCCGGCCCGUACGCGUGGUCCUUGAUCGCGCUCUUCUGGGGAGGAGCCGCAGCCGUCUCGGCUCAUAAUGCGGCUACUCACAUCUCAGCGAACAUCUUCCUCUGGAUUAUCUUCUUGAUCGGCUCUAUCCACAUCUUCUUGGCGACUGACGAUCUCCUGGGAUACAGUCUUAGUCUGCUGACAUUCGGUCUGGCCGUGGCCCAAACCAGCCACAAGAGUGACCUUCAUCUCCAGUGGAUCUUCGCGUGGGUUAUCUUUGGAGUCUUCCUGCUCGACUCUCUGUACAUCACCUCCGCCAAGUACUCCGGUCGUGAUGUGUUCUUACGGGCUCCCAGAGAGGCGGACUCGGGCGAUGCUGAACGUGCGCCCUUGCUUAAUGACUCCGCGGGGCCUGCUUCUUGA